Molecule: messenger RNA, 414 nt
Organism: Lotus japonicus
Lineage: Eukaryota; Viridiplantae; Streptophyta; Magnoliopsida; Fabales; Fabaceae
Exons: 1
Coding region: 1-414 (137 amino acids)
Molecular function (GO): RNA-DNA hybrid ribonuclease activity; nucleic acid binding
Source: RefSeq, a predicted model, not a curated record
AUGAUCGCGAGGAAUAACAAUGGUGAUGUUAUGGCCACGGCUGCUCUUGACUCUCUCGGUGCAGCUUCCGCAUUAAUGGCUGAAGCACUAGCGUUCCGAUGGUGCGUAUCGUUGGCUAAGGACCUUGGAUUCUUCCGGGUGGUGUUUGAAACGGAUUGUCUCCAAUUAUUUGAGGCUUGGAAGAAGAAUAAGCAAGGAGUUUCUUAUUUAUUUUCUGUUUUGAAUGAUUGUCGAGACAUGGUCUCUUUCUUUACUAGCUUCGAUUUGUCUUUUGUCCGCCGUUCAGGCAACAGUGUGGCUGAUUUCUUGGCUAAGAACUCCUCAAAAUUUUCCAACGUUGUUUGGAUUGAGGAGGUUCCCCCGGAAUUGGACCUUUUGGUGACUUCGGAUGUAUUAGCCUCUAUGGCGUUUUGA